Messenger RNA from Danio rerio (zebrafish), 4575 nucleotides. It is a transcript of the gene hhip, whose product is annotated as hedgehog interacting protein. Lineage: Eukaryota; Metazoa; Chordata; Actinopteri; Cypriniformes; Danionidae. Gene Ontology annotation, cellular component: extracellular region; plasma membrane. Gene Ontology annotation, biological process: negative regulation of signal transduction. The record is from RefSeq and is marked provisional.
ACAUGUGAGUGCACUGAGGAGCAUGCAACACAACUUAGUGAACUUUUGAUCACAACUGUCAACUUCUGUGCACAUCGGGAUUUAACUUUUGGUCAAGGAGACGUACUGCGAUUUCUACAUAUAAUCUGAUUACUUUUCUUUUUUUCUAUAUAAUUUUUUUUCUUUUAAAAAUCGCAUUAAUAUGCAAUAUCAUGUUUUUUUCCAUUUUAAUAACGUCUUAACCAGACCUUGUAUUAAUUUAUUAUCGUAAUUUCUUUCUUCUUUUUUUGUAAACACCUAUUUAGCGAGUAGUUGCUUUAUCUAAAUUGGUUAUUCUGUAAGAACUUUCAGGACGCGUGGGGCUGUCAUUCAGCAGUCCUGUUUAUUUCUGAGCAGCCGCGUGUUUCGCGUUUGCUUUCAUCCCUGCAAAAAUGAAGCAUUUGAAAUUUGUGCUCUUGUUAGCCAUCGCGGCCAAUUUUUGGGAAUGUGGUGAUGCGAAAUUUGGCGAGAAAGGAGAAUUAAGUCCAAGGAGGAGGAGAUGUUACGAUGGAAGUCUGCCGAGACGCCUGAAGAAGAAGGAGAGAAAACUGUCACUCGAGGGAAGCGGUGGAGGGGAGGUUUGUCACAGGCUCUAUCCUCGCGUGUCCUGCUGUCCGUCCAGGAGGGCUCCGUAUCAGAUACUGCAUCGGAAAGAUGCUCGGACUUUCUCGACUAAUAACACGGAGUGUUCUAGACUGCUGGAGGAGAUUAAGUGUGCCCAUUGCUCACCAAAUGCUCAGAUGCUGUUCCAUUCACCUAAACUUGAAAAAGCACCACAUAGAGAACAAGACCUACCCCGCUUAUGCCAUGACUACUGCCAAGAGUUCUACUACACUUGCCGUGGACACGUACCAGAACUGUUCCAAGCCGACGUGGAUGAGUUCUGCCAGUACUAUGGAAGGAUGGAUGGAGGCCUGUGCUUUCCAGAUUUUCACCGAAAGCAAUUGCGGAGAGAUUCCAACUACCUGUUAGAUGAAAAAACCGAAGCGAUUAACAGAAAACACAAACACAACUGCUACUGCGCUCAGGAGAUCCAUAGUGGUCUUCAACAACCUGUUGGCGUGGUGCAUUGUGGAGAUGGAUCGCAGCGGCUUUUUAUAUUGGAGAGGGAAGGCUUUGUGUGGAUCCUCACACAUGACAUGGAACUCCUAAAAGAGCCUUUUCUGGACAUUCAUAAGCUGGUACAAAGUGGUUUAAAGGGGGGAGAUGAAAGGGGCUUGCUAAGCCUUGCAUUCCACCCCAAUUAUAAGAAAAAUGGCAAGCUCUACGUCUCCUAUACGACCAACCAGGAGCGAUGGACUAUUGGACCACACGACCACAUUCUUCGUGUAGUGGAGUACACAGUGUCCAGAAAAAAUCCAAACCAGGUGGACACAAGGACUCCUCGGGUUUUAAUGGAAGUUGCGGAACUUCACCGAAAGCAUCUGGGAGGCCAGCUCCUCUUUGGGCCUGAUGGGCUUCUGCACAUCUUUUUAGGAGAUGGCAUGAUCACUUUGGACAAUAUGGAGGAGAUGGAUGGUCUAAGUGAUUUCACAGGUUCUGUUCUUCGGGUGGAUGUGGACACAGAAUGUUGUAGUACUCCCUACUCCAUACCCAGAAACAAUCCCUAUUUUAACAGCACAAAUCAACCCCCCGAAAUUUUUGCCCAUGGUCUGCAUGACCCAGGGAGGUGUGCAGUAGAUAAGCUCCGCAUGGACACCAAUGGGAGUCUGCUGAUCCUGUGCACAGAUACAGUUGGCAAAAAUACGACAACAGGCAGGAUCCUACAGGUCAUCAAAGGGAAAGAUUACGAAAACGAGCCAUCUAUGUUUGACUUGGGGUCAAGCGGAGGUACCACCCCUGUUGGUGGAUUUAUCUACAGAGGAUGUCAGUCAAGAAGACUUUACGGAAGUUAUGUAUUUGGAGACAAAAAUGGGAACUUUAGAAUUCUCCAGAGGCCUUUAGAAGACCGAUUGUGGCAAGAGAAGCCUCUUUGUCUUGGUACUAGCAGUUCCUGUGGUUCCUCGCUGGUAGGCCACAUCCUGGGGUUUGGCGAAGAUGAAUUAGGUGAGGUCUACAUCCUUGUCUCCAGCAAGAGCACAGCCAAACAGUCGCAUGGAAAGAUCUACAAGUUGGUGGACCCCAAAAGACCACAAGUUCCAAAGGAGUGCAGAAGACCAGUAGAAGAUCCAGAGAUGCUAAGCACUGCUUGUUCACGUGAAUGCAAGAACGGCCACUGUACACCAACUGGCAAGUGCUGCUGCAAUGCAGGCUGGGAGGGCCCCUUCUGCUUACGAGCCAAGUGUGAACUGGCUUGUCGCAAUGGCGGGGUCUGUGUGGAGCCCAACAAGUGUCUCUGCAAGGAAGGUUUUUCUGGCAACCAGUGCAGUAAAGGAGAGCGAGGGACAAAAGGGGACGGUGAGAAAGACAGCAUCCUGGAGCACAUCAUUGACAUGACGACUUACCUGCUGGACCUCACUAGUUAUAUUGUUUAAAAAGCAAGGCAGGAAGCUGACUCGCUCUUCACCAUUUGGCAAUGUUACGAAGGCCGUUCAGAGUUUGCCUUCAGUACACCAUCCCCAAAUCUCCAACUGCCCCUCACCUGAUCCUCCUCUCCCACCACUGUUCUGUAUUAUGAGCCACAGGCUUUGAUAUCUCCAUGCUCCCCUACACCAUCUGCACUCCCACAAACACACACAUAAAACAAUAACAUGGUGUCCAAAGGAACCUCAACACACUUAGCCAAAGGGGGUCGCAUGUUGGAGAUGAACACAGUGCUCCUCUGUUUGGUGUGUAAGGUCAAGUGUCCCCGCAAGAGGUCUCAAAGCACUGGAAGCCCCACCUCGGAUGUUCAGACCGACCCUAACAAUUGGGAUAUUAGGGUGUCAACAACGCCUCAAGUGGACAGUCUAUCAAACUGAACUGCACCAUAAAGAAACUCACUGCCACAGAUUGUUCUAAGAACGGAGAGGAAGGAGCUGUCAGUACAGCAGCAAAACCGUACAACAGACUUGCUCUGUGUAGAACUGGAGAAUCAUAUUGAUGGGACUUGAUGCCAGUUUACUUGCAGUUUAAAACCGGAUUUGCUAAAAAAGGUCAUCUAUUUCUUGAUACAAUUGUUGAAAGGAUUAAUGAGGAUCCUGCAAAACUGAAUAUUGGUUGAUUCCUGUUGAUGUUUCAUUUAGAAGAAAAAGUCAAGUGAAAUCAAUCUUUAAAGAAUGUUUGGACAGUCACUUUGAUUAACUUAAUACACGAGUUAAAGACGACUGGUUUGCAGGGAGAAACUACCCUCGAGAGGAAAAAUUGCAGUAUCAGUUAACCUAUUUCCUGUAGUUUUUCAUGGCCAUGCACGCUGCUUUCAUUGCAAAUUGUAUCCUUUAUCAUAUUUUAAAUUGUUCAUCUAUCAUCUUUUGUGUGAUGUAAAGCACAGAAGCUUGUUUUUAUAAAUGGAAAACCCUCGUGAGGCAAUUUUAGCUACUACUAUCGUUUUUGUCUUACAUUGACUUCACAGAUUAUGUUUUAAGUUCUCCAUUUAACACCAAACCCUAUUCAGUUUUGUCAUAUACAAAAGGGAACAUGACUGGUGACUGGUGUACAUUUCAUAUAGUACUCUACAAAGUACUGCUUAGAUUUGCCAUUGUUUUAAUAGAGGGUUUAUUUUUUUUAAGGAAUAAUAUAUGGGAGAGGAGCAGUUUUGCAUUAAGCCUGUAAAUUCAUUUAUGUAUUUUACUUAUAGAUAUACAGGUUUGACAUCUAUAAAAAUCUUAACUUAAAGCUAUAACAGUGUUCUUUUACUUUCAAGAGUGCUUUGACUGAAAAAAAAAACACAACCAUAGAUCUUUCCUUCCAACAAUGUGACAUUUCUAUAAAACAAAGUUCCAGCUAUAAUUUGAGACUAUCAUUUUAGUCAGCCAGCUCUUAAACGAAUAGGUGAUGUUAAAUAUGCUUUGCGUCAUUAAGACUCCAUAGCAUCCCUUUACUUUCAGAUGUUGUUGGUUAAGCUCUCUUAAAUGAGCUCUCUUCUACAAAAUGCACUAUAAAUCAAGCAGAAAUCAUCCCAUACUUCAGAAAAUUACCUCAUCGACAGCGGUUCUAUCACUGAAUAACUGAUAAGACUACAUCUAGACAACAAUUGGACCCCUGUUCAACUUUAUACUCACUUGUUGUCAAUGAGGUCCUUAUUUACAUGUUUCAUUGAGCCCUUUUUGAUGUGAUUCUUGUCAUUGAAGGUUUACAUCCCCCUCUAAAAUCAGACAUAUUCAGUAUGAUCAAUAACAAUCCCCGUGCGUUUAUCAUGUUCUGUUCAGUGCAUGUACGGAAUCCAUGCUGUAAAUCUACUCUGUUAUUUUAGCACUUAAUGUGAAACCUGCAUUGGAGCUGCUGGGAAGGUGUGAUGUGAAUAGAGUAACCCUGUUUCCUUUAUUAUUUAAGUAGUUAUGCCUUAAAGUUAUUUAAGUUGUCUACAAUGUUUUUACUGUUUAUGUGAAGAAAUAUGGUCAUUUAUUGUAAAUAACUAGGUUUAUCUUGGGUUCUUCUCAGAAAUAUCAAUAUGUUUAUUAAAGUGUAUAGCAUGUUUGA